AUGACUACAUCACGUAAGGCAUUCUUGCUCAUGGAGAUUAAUGCAUACCGAAUUGAAACACCCGCGUGCCUAUGCUCGUCUGCGUGCCGGGGUCCGUGCGGAGGAGCACUGGCGGAGCGCGUUGGGCCGCGGCGCCUGCAGAUGGCGCGUGUCCUUUCCUCGCGUUCGCCUUCCUCGGGAUGCAGCGGCCGCGUGGGUUUGGGGCCCGGGAAUCGAAUGUCCUGCAUGUGUCCUGAUCUUAUGUCGGUCAUACAGGGCCUGGUGGUGGCGCUGAUGUACCCAGCGGUCCCCAUCUACCCGUGUGAGAUCGCCGACCCGCGGGGCCGAGGGACCUGGGCAGCCUUAUCCAGCGGUGUGCUGCCGAUGGUGACUCUUCUCCCGGGGGUUCUUGGGGCCUGGCCUUGGCUCCAUGAGUCGCCUCUGUUGGUUAGCGAGGCAAGGGAAGAAACCCCAGCGGCGAUAGAAGUGUUACAGUGCCUCGAGUGUCCGCAGAAGAAGUAUCAAGUGUCCCCCCUCUGCGCAGCUAGGGAGACCAAGAAGGACAGGACGCAAAUGGCAAGCCGUAUUCCAGAGUCCCCAGAAAAAGUUUUCUUCGUUUCCCUUAUCGUUUCCGUAAUGGUAUUUGUAAUGGCUCAAAUUCACGGGCCAGUUGUUAUUUCUGCCAAUGCUGUUUCGUAUAUUCCGAUCGGCAGAAGUCGGACAAGUCCCUCAUUAAGUUCUAUUUUAGUCGGGACAACUCGGCUAACUUUCUGCGGCCUGGGGUCCUCUUGCUGUAUCGCGUGCCUCGGAACUCUCCUCGUUGUAGGAAACGUGAUGGCUGGAGUUGCCCUGAUAGCAAUUGCAACCUUCUUCUUCAUGCGCAGCAGAGAGUACGACCCAUCUAGACUGAAAUGGCUUCCAUUAGGAAAUCUGAUGCUAUAUAUGGUCCCCAUUCUCCACUGGCAUUGGGCCGGCGAGCUCUCUGCUGCACGUGGAGGUGCUUCCCGGGGCCCCCUCAGAUCGGCUGGCAGCAGCGUGGCGGCCACCUGCUUCUUUGCCUCGAUAUUCCUGGUUACUAAAACUUUUGAUGACGUCGAGGUGCAUUCGGCUUGCACAGUGUCUUUUAUGCAUAUGCACUUGGCUGCGUUGUGUUUUGUAUUUUUGUUUUAUCUUGGGUACCCAAACAAGGACCGCUCCCCCUUGGGGAAAUAG
Molecule: messenger RNA, 1191 nt
Organism: Penaeus monodon (black tiger shrimp)
Lineage: Eukaryota; Metazoa; Arthropoda; Malacostraca; Decapoda; Penaeidae
Product: facilitated trehalose transporter Tret1-like
Exons: 4
Coding region: 1-1191 (396 amino acids)
Source: RefSeq, a predicted model, not a curated record